UCUUGCUCGGAAAGUACAGCUAGUUAGAUUCUCCUUAAACAAAACCACGUACGGUUGUAAUCGUUCAUUUCAAACCACGGACUCAUUCAGGCCAUACCGAACGCUGAAAGUGUCUAGGCUUCAAGCAAGGUAGGUUAUACAAAACGUUUCCUGGAUUAACUGAACAUAUAUUGUAAGUCAUUUUGCACAAUGUGAGGCACAGAUUCGUGCGUUUUCCAUCUGUUCGGUAUCUUCUGAACUUUCUAUGCUCGAUGAAUGACUUUAUUGUGAGCCAGGCAGUGCGAUCGUACAGGAUUACAUUAAUUUCAUAAUUAAGAGCAAACGUCGCACAGUUUCACGCGUCAGCGAUGGUAGAUAGAUACAGAGCGGAAGUUAGUUUAUCAAUUUCUAACUGAAUAGAAGUUUAAAAAUGUACAUGCGGCAGAAGAAUGUUUUGAUUUGUCUACGUGUUUCUUAAUCAUAGCACAAUGGCCAGCAUUUUAGGACCGCUCCUUGUUGUGACCGUCUUCUCAGCGGUGUCAGCCGCCCAGUUGCCAAGUACCUGGCCAAGCGGAACCUACGCCCUACCCAUGGCCGAUACGGGCUGCCCCAACACUUACUACUACUUCAAGACCGGCCGGCGGUACCACGACACCCAGGAUCUGCUCCCCAACAACCAGUGGUCCAACCCGCUACAUCUGAAGGGGAUUCGCUCCAAUACGGACGUGGAGCAGAACUUCUGCGUCAAGACCGACUUUGAUCCGGCCGGAGGCAGCAGUCCGGAGUGGGGACCGGGGCAAUACUGCAUCUUCAAGAAGGGGGCAUUGUGCCCAGACCGUUUCAGCGAGGGUUGGCUCAAGUGGGACGACCAGAACCUGUUUAAUCGUAACGACGCCAGUGGGGAGUUGCCCGAGGGCGUCUACGACGACAACACCAAGAUCUAUUUCUGCUGCCGGGAGGACGGCGACGCGGGCACCCCGCUCACGCUCCCCGUGGACGACCCGUUCUUCCUGCUCCGAAAGAACGGCGAGUGCCAGGCCGUGGAUCGGAUGACCAUGCUGGUGGAGUGGUUCCGAUGGGACGGGGAAGACGACCUGAUCGACUUGACGAAGUAUCGGGAUGGCAGCGUGCCGGAUCUGCAAGACAAAAGCGGGGAUAACCAUAAGUUAUAUUAUUGCUAUUACUACUAGAACCACUGACACGUAUAACCGUCUUGAAGUCGACAAAAUCUUUUGACUGAAAUAAAUCCUCAAAAGUAUCCAUAUUUUCUUUGAAUUUGUCUAAUUGACUAUCAAGACGAAAGUCAUGCCACUGCUAGACAAACAUGUACAUGUAGUUUGAUUAUAUGAUCUCGAAACCAUUUUUGAUUUGCUGUUUUUUCUUUCUUUUCUCUGGUGGGUAAAACAUUUUAGGAAACUUACAUCAUGCCACUCCUAUAGUCAGUCGAUUCAUGGAUUUAAUGACCUGUUUCAGUUGGUUUCAAGCACAACCAUAAUUUUUGUGGCUAACAGGUCUAGAGUAUGGGCAUCUUAUUGACACACUGAAUAAUAGUCACACAUCCACUGAAAGAUCGGAAAUAAAUGUAACUUCUUGUUUUUAAUAAAAGCUACCUGCUCAUGAUUUAUCAAGUAUCAAGAUGAACGGAUACAGUGAAACACAUCACUCUUCCGUGUUUAGCAGCAGAUCACGUGCUAAGAACCACUGAACUAUACUCAACAUACAACUUCUUGAAGUGUGUUUGUUGUACAUCGCUUGACCAUUCAGUGUCAAGCGACCAAUGGCCGGCCGAUCAAAAUGAACCCUGCAUUAAUGCCAAUCACAUUUUAAUUGCAUAUAUAUAAGGAAUGUCGUACUGUUGAAUAAAAAUAUGACCUUCUAACGGUUA
Messenger RNA from Patiria miniata (bat star), 1864 nucleotides. RefSeq lists its product as uncharacterized. The coding region runs from base 468 to 1169 and encodes 233 amino acids. Gene Ontology annotation, molecular function: wide pore channel activity. NCBI's taxonomy places the organism in Eukaryota, Metazoa, Echinodermata, Asteroidea, Valvatida, Asterinidae. Gene Ontology annotation, cellular component: membrane. The record is from RefSeq and is a predicted model, not a curated record. The transcript is spliced from 2 exons.